GGUCUCUAACUGCACUCCGUACGGAGUACAUUGACAUUGAUUGCGGUAAGGGUAUAGAUAGAUAGAUAGAUAGAUAUAAAAUAUAGGACUUGAGCAGCGGUCAGUCAACUAAGCGAGAUGUACCGAGUAAUCCAAGUUUACUUGUGUUUCCUUGUAGGAUCUUUAUUGCAUCAUAUGAUCUCCAGGUCACCAUGCCAAUAUCAUAACCGUGCGUCAACGGUUACUCACAACCCUGCAAAUAACAAUGCGCUUAACACCCAUCUAUCACAUACACACAUACACACGUACACACACGCCCACUCAGCGAGAUAUGCGCCCCAACACUCACAAGAACUUACGCACAACCGCCAAGCAAGAUCGUUAUGCGUCAUGUUUGCUGUUGCUGCCCUCUAGAUGGAUUAGAACCAAACCCCGGAAAACAAACAUCCCCAACAGUUGCCAAUCCUCGUCUCGAGUCCCAGUUUUCAGUUCCUUACAGACAGACCAGCCGAUAGAGAUAGACAGAU
Molecule: messenger RNA, 506 nt
Organism: Aspergillus glaucus CBS 516.65
Lineage: Eukaryota; Fungi; Ascomycota; Eurotiomycetes; Eurotiales; Aspergillaceae
Exons: 1
Coding region: 118-393 (91 amino acids)
Source: RefSeq, a predicted model, not a curated record